UGUAGUUAGUGUUAUUAUUGGAGAGAGAGAGAGAGUGAGUGAGAGAGAGAUAAAAGAGGCUGAGAGACAAAGAAGGAUCAAUUGGUGAAGAAAGGAGAGGAAGAAGACGACGACGAAGAUGAUUAUGAUGGUGAUGAUGAGAGAGAAAGUUCGGCAAAAAUAACAAAGGAGCAGAAGGCUCUGAAGAAAGGUCGUUAUUGCUCUCUCUCUCUCUCUCUCUUUCGAGGGAGCUAGACUCAUUCACUGCUCAGUCUCUGCUAAUUCUGGGGCCCCCCCAUCUCCCAGAAACUCAGCGCUUUCUCUCUCUCUCUCUCUUCCCCACCUCAGAAGCUAACUUUUUAUCUCUCAGAAAAGCCAAAGUGACAGUAAUAGUCGUCUUACCAACAGAGCAGCAAAUAGUCGUCUUACCAACAGAGCAGCAGCAGCAGUGAUCUUCUUAAGAGCAAGACAGACAGAAACUAGAAAGCCACCCAACAAACAAGAUCUCUGUCUCUCUCCGCGUAUCAAAAUUUAACUCUUUUUUCUUCUCUAUCUCUAACUCAUAACUUCUCUCUGAGAGAAUUUCAGAAACCCCACUUACAUAACACCUACAGAGAUACAUCCAUAGAUUGAGCUCAGUAUCACAAAUCUCUCUCACUAUAUAUGUAUGUGUCUGUGUUUGUUUGUGUUAAAUAUACACUUCCAGUCAAGAGUGGAUUCUGUUAACAAGACCACCAGUUGUGGCUACUACAAGGAGGUUACCUUCAGAUUCCGGAGCUUUCGCAGACUGGGGGGCUGCGUCUUCCUCCGCCGCGGGUUGCGCUGCCCCGGAUGAGCUCUCCCUCGGCUUUAAUGCCGGACCCACCGCCGCUGGAACCAGCACCGGCCCCACCUCCGGAAUGUGGCAAGCUGCGUCCUCCAGGUCCAUCAAUUACGGCCUCGCUUCCACCGAAAUGGGCAUGGUGGGCCUGCGCGAUCUCUUUGUCGUCGCGCCCGCCUCGUCUUUCCACCACAACAACCAUCACGGCCAUCCCCAUCACCAGCACGACCCCAUCAUGUCCAAUCCUCAUUCCAUCAACGGCUCCAACCCCGCCACUGCACUCGGCAUGGGCGUCGGAGUGGGCGUCAUCCCCCUUCUCACGGCUACUCCGUGUCUCGCUCCCCCGAACAUCGGUGUCGAAGAUGAGAACAAUGCGCUGAGUAACACAAAUCGGGGUGGUGGAGGGAUUCAGUUCUGGCAGAAUAAUCAGCAAACCCAGCAUGGGCACUAUUUCAAGAAACCCACGAUUCUUGAUCAUCAAGUUGGUUCUGGGAAUUUGUUGCAAAGUGGUGGCAACGGUGUGGGUGGGAUCGGUGGGUCGGCAACGACGACGUCUUCAACAGUCACAUGCCAGGACUGCGGUAACCAGGCCAAGAAAGAUUGCAGCCAUGGAAGGUGCAGGACUUGUUGCAAGAGUCGCGGUUUUGAUUGCGUCACCCAUGUCAAGAGCACCUGGGUCCCAGCCGCUCGGCGAAGGGAACGCCAGCUCAUGACUGCGUCCGGUUCUGCAGCCGCUGGCUCUUCUGGGGCUACCUCUUGUGCCAAGAAACCUAGACUCAUCACCUCGCAAACCACCUCUCAUACUUCCACUUCUAAUACAACUCCCCCAAGAAGCUUUGAUACUAGUUCCAGUCACCAAGAUGGGACUUUUAAAGAGGCAUUGCCUGGGCAAGUACGUGCACCAGCUGUUUUCAAGUGCGUACGAGUGACGGCUGUGGAAGACGGCGAUGAUGAGUACGCGUAUCAGGCGGUUGUAAAGAUCGGCGGCCAUGUGUUCAAAGGGUUUCUAUAUGAUCAAGGGAUUGAAAAUAGAGAUGGGUAUCCUAAUAUAUCUGAAUUGCAUCUCGGCGGCGGUGGCGGUAGUAGUGGUGGAGGUGGGGGGAGAAAUGGGGCCUCCUCGUCUUCCCCAAUCCUUGACCCUUCUGAUGUUUAUGCAGCCUCUGGCCGGGGACUGCUUGGAGGUUCAAGCUAUGGUAAUCCAAUAAAUUGAAGCGUUUUCUUUCUCCGAGAAUAAGGUAGUCGAUCGAGGGACUGGGAAGGAAUGCAGCUCUUCUUCUUCUUCUUCAUCUUCUUCUGUUUUCCACUUUUUCAUAUGCUUUUGCAAAAACUGUUUCAUUAUUUAUAUAUUCUUGUGUCUUAGUAACAUAUCAUGUCAUGCUAUCAUAUUUUCAGCUUCUUGGAUUUUA
Molecule: messenger RNA, 2205 nt
Organism: Carya illinoinensis
Lineage: Eukaryota; Viridiplantae; Streptophyta; Magnoliopsida; Fagales; Juglandaceae
Product: protein LATERAL ROOT PRIMORDIUM 1-like
Exons: 2
Coding region: 879-2009 (376 amino acids)
Biological process (GO): positive regulation of DNA-templated transcription
Cellular component (GO): nucleus
Molecular function (GO): DNA binding; DNA-binding transcription factor activity
Source: RefSeq, a predicted model, not a curated record